This is a messenger RNA of Hydra vulgaris (swiftwater hydra), 1543 nucleotides long. Its product is annotated as 14-3-3 protein zeta-like. Gene Ontology annotation, biological process: intracellular protein localization; signal transduction. NCBI's taxonomy places the organism in Eukaryota, Metazoa, Cnidaria, Hydrozoa, Anthoathecata, Hydridae. Gene Ontology annotation, cellular component: cytoplasm. The record is from RefSeq and is marked provisional.
AAAGGACGAGACUUACUUUGAAAGUACAUACUACAAAAAUGUCUCAUCUAAGUGAGCAAGAAUUGGUCGAUAUGGCAAAAUUAGCCGAGCAAGCCGAAAGGUACGAUGAUAUGGUAAAAUUUAUGAAAGAACUUACUGUGAAGAGUAAAAAACUAAGUGAUGAGCAUCGUAAUCUGCUUUCUGUGGCUUUCAAGAACGUAGUUGGAGCUAGAAGAUCAGCAUGGAGAAUAAUAUCAAGUAUAGAAUCAAAACAGGACGAGAAAGGAGAUUCGACUGAAUUAACUACAAAGUACAAAAAAGAGAUUGAACAUGAACUUCAGGAAAGAUGCAGAGAAGUUCUUGACUUAUUAGACAACCAUCUAUUAGUUGAAGUGGAUUCAGGAUGUAAUGGUGAAAAUGGAAAUUAUGAGGGCAAAGUUUUUUAUCAGAAAAUGAAAGGUGAUUAUUACAGAUAUUUAGUAGAAGUUUCUAGUAAUGAAAAGAGAAAUGAAUUGGCUGCAAAAUCUCAACAGGCUUAUGAUGAAGCAACAAAAACUGCAGAGAAGUUACCUAACACUCAUCCUAUAAGCUUGGGUUUGGCACUCAAUUUUUCAGUUUUUCACUAUGAAAUAAUGAAUGAUAGCCCUAAAGCAUGUGCUUUAGCCAAAAAAGCUUUUGAUGGUGCUAUUGCUGAGCUUGAUAGUCUAAAAGAAGAAUCAUACAAAGACAGCACAUUAAUUAUGCAACUCUUGAGAGACAAUUUAACUCUAUGGACAUCUGAAACUGAGCAAGAUGAACAAAACGAAUAAAAAUAAACUACUUAUAUCUAAAAAUCAGCCAUAUUCUUGUUGAAACAAAUAAAGUCCUUUAAGGUUACUUAGAUUCAUCUCGUUUUCUUGUUUCUUUUACGCCACCUACAUUUUAAACAUCCAUAUAAUCGUCCAAGUGUGGAGAUAUUGGGAAUUAGUUCAGUUAUUUUCUAUUUAAGCAAAAAUUCAAUGGACCUGUUUUUCGCUGUUUAACUUAUAGUUUUUUAUAUAUAUUUCUGUAUUACUAUCAAUUUUUUAUGUUUCCUUGAAUUUAGCUGUCAUUUUAAGGGUAUUUUUUGUUUCUAGAGAUUAAUAACACCAAUUUUAAAUAAGAUUAAAGAAAAUGUUUUGUUUUUUUGCAUAAUCUUGUAAUUUUGGUAUUAACUCAUGAAAUGGAGAUAAUUGAAAACUGGAGUUUAGUUUUGUAUUCAAUUUUUAAGUUUUUAUAUUGGAAAGCUCAUAAUACUGGUUAAAUUUUUUUUGUUAAUGCAAUUCACUUAAUGUUAUAGAAGUUACUUCUGUGUGCAAUUUUUAGAGACAGUUAUUCUGAAUGUUAUUGAGAUGGACUAGUACUCUUUAUUUUACCAAUGUAGCUAAAGUAAAAUGGAAUAGACACUUAAAGCUGUGAUGUGUUUAUUCAGCUCUUUGUUAAUAGUAUUUUGUUUUUAUGUACAUAAAAUCUGCUAAUAUUACUUUUUGACAUUAUUUUUAAAUAGAGGUUUGCAUUAAAACAAUUUAAAAUUUUCUUUCAUUGU